Molecule: messenger RNA, 1716 nt
Organism: Lodderomyces elongisporus
Lineage: Eukaryota; Fungi; Ascomycota; Pichiomycetes; Serinales; Debaryomycetaceae
Gene: VAC8
Product: protein anchor
Exons: 1
Coding region: 1-1716 (571 amino acids)
Biological process (GO): nucleus-vacuole junction assembly
Molecular function (GO): protein binding; protein-membrane adaptor activity
Source: RefSeq, a predicted model, not a curated record
AUGGGUGCUUGUUGCAGUUGCUUAUCAGGUCGCAGUGGCGACGGAAGUAGCAAUCAGUUGCUAUUAGCAGAAAACGAAAGGGAGGCAAUCUCAGCAUUGCUACAAUACCUCGAGAACCGAUCAGAUGUUGAUUUCUUCAGUAAUGGACCUUUGAGGGCCUUGAGUACUUUGGUAUACUCCGAGAAUAUCGACUUACAAAGAAGUGCGGCUUUAGCAUUUGCCGAGAUUACCGAAAAGGAUGUCAGGGAAGUCAACAGAGAUGUAUUGGAACCAAUUCUAAUACUCUUGCAAUCGAGCGACUCUGAAGUACAAAGAGCCGCAUGUGGUGCAUUGGGCAAUCUUGCUGUAAACACUGAAAACAAAAUUCUUAUUGUUGAGAUGGGUGGCUUGGAGCCAUUAAUCAGGCAAAUGAUGUCAACCAACAUUGAAGUACAAUGUAACGCUGUUGGUUGUAUUACCAACUUGGCCACCCAGGAUGAUAACAAAUCGAAAAUUGCCAAGAGCGGUGCUUUGAUUCCAUUGACCAAAUUGGCCAAACUGAAAGAUAUUCGAGUACAAAGAAAUGCUACGGGAGCAUUGCUUAAUAUGACACAUCUGGGUGAAAACAGACAAGAGUUGGUUAAUGCAGGUGCAGUUCCAGUCUUGGUUUCGCUCUUAUCCAACGAGGAUGCCGAUGUACAAUAUUAUUGUACCACAGCUUUGUCAAAUAUCGCCGUUGACGAAUCCAAUAGGAAAAAGUUGGCUAGUACAGAACCAAAGUUGGUCUCUCAACUAGUCACCUUGAUGGACAGUCCGUCACCACGUGUGCAGUGCCAAGCUACAUUAGCAUUGAGGAAUCUUGCAUCAGAUUCUGGGUACCAAGUUGAAAUUGUUCGUGCCGGUGGACUACCCCAUUUGGUGCAAUUGCUCAUGUGCAACCACCAACCACUCAUCCUUGCUGCUGUUGCAUGUAUUAGAAACAUUUCCAUCCAUCCAUUGAACGAGGCACUCAUUAUCGAAGCAGGCUUCUUAAAACCACUUGUUGGCUUACUCGAUUACACAGACUCGGAGGAGAUUCAGUGCCACGCCGUGUCAACUUUGCGAAAUCUAGCUGCCUCUAGUGAAAAGAACCGCACAGCUUUGCUUGCUGCUGGUGCCGUGGAUAAAUGCAAAGACUUGGUUUUAAAAGUUCCUCUUUCUGUUCAAUCUGAAAUCUCGGCAUGCUUUGCUAUCCUUGCAUUAGCAGAUGACUUGAAGCCAAAACUAUACGAAGCCCAUAUUAUUGAUGUCCUUAUUCCAUUAACAUUUUCAGAGAAUGGAGAAGUAUGUGGCAAUUCUGCUGCAGCAUUGGCCAAUUUGUGCUCGCGCGUAUCACCAGAACACAAACAUUAUAUACUCAGUAACUGGACACAACCAGAUGAAGGAAUCCAUGGCUUUUUGAUUAGGUUUUUAGAAUCGGGUUCAGCAACCUUUGAACAUAUUGCACUUUGGACCAUUUUACAAUUGUUAGAGUCUAACAGUGCAGAGUUUAACCAAUUGAUUUCAGACGAUGAGUUGAUCCUUACUGGAAUUAAAAAAAUGAGCAGUUCGCAACAACAAUUGGCCCAAACAGAUUUGCAAAAUGGAAAUGGCAACAACAACAACAACAACAACAACAACGAAGGUGACGAACAAUACGAGGAUCCAAGGAUAGAGUUGUACAACUUGACACAACAAAUAUUGCAGAUUCUUGGAUAG